AUGAUUUGCCCAUUGACCCAGUUAGAUGUUCCUCUCCCAGGUACCACCAGUGAUGAUCACCCUCAUGGUUUCAUCAACCUCUUGGGUCUCUUGGAAGGUGAUGGGACAACCUCCAAACCUUAUCGUUGCACCGUAUGUCAGAAGACCUUCAAGCAAAGCUCCAACCUCAUCGAACACCAGAGGACCCACACUGGAGAACGUCCCUUCACCUGUCCUCAAUGCCAGAAGAGCUUCACCAGAAGCUCCACUUUGGUUGAACAUCUUCGGAUUCACACCGGUGAGAAACCUUUCACCUGCUCCAUCUGCUCCAGGUCCUUCACCAGAAGCUCCACUUUGGUUGAACAUCAUCGUAGUCACACCGGUGAGAUGCCCUUUACCUGUCCUGAGUGUGGAAAGACUUUUGGUAGAACAUCCAACUUGGUGAAACAUCUCAGAACUCAUACUGGUGAGAAACCAUAUGGUUGUGGACAUUGUGGGAAGACCUUCAGCUUGAGUUCCAACUUGGUCAAACAUCAAAGGACCCAUAGUGGUGAGAAACCAUUUCCUUGUGGACAAUGUCCUAAACGUUUCAAGAAGAAGACUCAUUUGAUGUCCCACCAAAGGAUUCACACUGGAGAAAGACCUUACAGGUGUGAAGAAUGUGACAAGUCCUUUGGUCAAAGCUCAACCUUGAUAGAACAUCAGAGGACACACACCGGGGAGAGACCUUUCCGUUGUGGACAUUGUGGGAAGAGCUUCUGCGUCAGCUCCAACUUGGUCAAACAUCAACGGAUCCAUACCGGGGAGAAACCCUACGGUUGCGGGCGCUGCGGGGAGACCUUCCGCUACAAACCCCAGGUCACCAGGCAUCUCAAGGUCCAUCUUCAGGAGGAUCAAGCUUGUGGUUCAUAA
Antrostomus carolinensis (chuck-will's-widow) is the source of this 891-nucleotide messenger RNA. RefSeq names its product gastrula zinc finger protein XlCGF52.1. Gene Ontology annotation, biological process: regulation of cytokine production; negative regulation of transcription by RNA polymerase II; regulation of immune system process. Lineage: Eukaryota; Metazoa; Chordata; Aves; Caprimulgiformes; Caprimulgidae. Gene Ontology annotation, cellular component: nucleoplasm. The record is from RefSeq and is a predicted model, not a curated record. Bases 1 to 891 code for a protein of 296 amino acids. The transcript has a single exon. Gene Ontology annotation, molecular function: DNA-binding transcription repressor activity, RNA polymerase II-specific; RNA polymerase II cis-regulatory region sequence-specific DNA binding.